AUGCGCAAAAAUGUUUUGCUUGUAGUAGAAAAAGAAGAUGAAAUUGGAAGCCUCAUUAAAGGAUGUAACUUCCUGCUGCGUAACAUCCCAGAUGAGCAGUUCUCGUAUUGUAGACAUGAAGAUCCGGAGUAUCGCUUCAUCAACACUGAACCAAACAUAUUCCCUUAUCUGCUUGUCAACAUUGGAUCAGGAGUGAGCAUAAUGAAGGUAGAGGCUGAUGACAAAUAUGAAAGAAUUGGAGGCACCAGUAUGGGAGGUGGAACCUUCUGGGGCCUGGGAUCACUACUCACCAAAGCCAAAGGUUUUGAUGAGCUCCUUCAGCUAGCAAGUGAAGGUGACCAUCGCAAUGUUGACCUACUGGUGAAGGAUAUAUAUGGAGGUGAUUAUAGUGCCUUGGGAUUAACUGGAGGAACUAUAGCAUCAAGCUUUGGAAAAGCUAUGCAUCAUGGACAUGCUAAAAGUGAUGGAAGUCCAGGUCACAGCAGACACUACCCUCACUACCUUCCUCACUAUAGUCAUCAUCAAUCUCCAGGAUUUUCAGAAGCUGACAUUGCAAGAAGCUUACUGUUUACCGUCAGUAAUGAUAUCGGACAGAUUGCAUCCUUGUAUGCAAUGCUUCAUGGACUGAAGAAGGUAUAUUUUGGAGGCUAUUUUCUCCGCAAUCAUCCAGUCAGCAUGCACACCAUUAGUUUUGCUAUCAACUAUUGGAGUCGUGGAGCUGUUCAAGCACUAUUUUUGCGACAUGAAGGCUAUCUUGGAGCUAUUGGAGCUUUCCUUCUUGGAGCAGAAGAAUGUGACACUGAAAAGUAUUCAUGGGGUGAGAACUAUGCUGGCUCAUCAGGCCUACAGUCCCCACUACCUCACCCUCCUGGAUGGCCAGGUGGCACAAUUGACCAGCUGGAGAUGGAUCGCUGUGACCAGCAGCUAACAUUCUUUCCCUUCUUGGCCUGCCCUGAGGAGUAUGUACCAGAUACUGUUGAUCUCACCAAAGAUAAGGAAGCCAGGGACUAUUGGUUGUCCUGCUUUGAAGGUUCCCUUGGAAGUUUUGUGGACCGAGCCAUCUCCUCUCAGCCCAACAUUCCAGACAGUCAAGAGAGAGCAAACAAAUUUCGAGAUAAAUAUCUUCAACGAUUAUGCAACUUAAAAAACCAUCCUUUCGCAUAUGGCAACUUGACUGUGCGGAGUCUGCUUGACAUGAGAGAGCACUGCCUCAAUGAAUUUGACUUUCCAGAUCCAUACCUGCAACAAAAGAAGAUGGAAAAUGAAUAUGCUUUGAAGUUGUUGAAAGACCAUCUGCUAAUGGUGGAUAAACUGGAAUACAAUGAACGGCAAGAGGUAUUGGUGAGGGGAUUUCUUGCUGGCAAUGUGUUUGACUGGGGAGCCAAGGAAGUUGUGAACCUAAUGGAGCGUGGCUUGAGUUUCACUGAAGCUGGAGAUAAACUUCAAAAGCGUCCAUGGCUUCAUGAUGAUCUGGAUGACUGGUUGAAUAGGCAACAGCAGAGUCCUUACAAAUGUGCCAUCAUCUUCCUGGACAAUUCUGGAUGUGAUGUUGUCCUUGGGAUAAUGCCUUUUACUCGAGAACUGCUCUUACGGGGUACCAGGGUUGUACUAUGUGCCAAUAGUAAGCCAGCACUGAAUGAUGUCACAGCACAGGAGCUCAUUAUGGUGAUGAAACAGGUGGCUCUUGUGUGUCCCAUCUUGCAUAGGCACUUGGAGGCAGGAACCCUAUGUGUGCGAGAGUCUGGUCAAGCUUCGCCAUGCUUGGAUCUCAGUCGGCUUCCCCUUUCACUUGUGGAUGAGCUUGUGAAAUGGCAGUGCGAUCUUGUAGUUGUGGAGGGCAUGGGAAGAGCCAUUCACACCAACCUACUGACCUCUUUCACCUGUGACUCUCUUAAACUAGCAGUCAUCAAAAACAGGUGGCUGGCUCAAAGGCUUGGAGGUGAAAUGUUUUCUGUAAUGUGCAAGUAUGAAGCAGGAAGUGUCAAGACUAGUGCUGUUUCUACACAAUCCAUUGAUAAUGUACAUGUUCCUUAGGUCAUCAUAAACUCGCGUUCCCGUUAUGUUUGAGUGGGAGCAAGAAUAGCGUUGUUAUGUCGAAUCAUAAGAGUCAACAUGGCGGAGGCAGUGGGACAGUGACGACGCCACCUGAGAAGUUUUCGUGAUCAUAUAGACAUGUUGGCUGAACUAAGUGACUCAGAACUGAUAAGAGGUAUCAGUUAGAGUGUGCAGCCAAGAUAUAUGGGGCUCACAUGCAAGGAUUCCUAGGGAAAGUGAACUCGGGCAGGGGUGUGAGAGGGAGACGGUGACAGCUGGAUGCUGCCUUGAGGGGGACAGUGGUUAUCCCAGUAAAAAGUGGCUUCUGAUACUACAUCUUCGACCUCUGCCUGGCCCACACUCCAACUACAAUAGAGAUGAUGCUCAACCUCUACAACCCAUUGCUGCAUCAUCCACCGAGACGGUGGAUGUCUCGGCACCAGCAGGAGGUUCAGGUGUGUUAGGUGUUGGAAGUGCUGUGGUAGCAUUUCCUCUGUACUGUUAUUACCAAUGACAACAAAUGUUAGUUAAACCAUCACAAGCAUAUUUAUUGCAGAUCUAUCUCACUAUCUAUAUAAGAGGUAAACGAUCCUCUCAAGGAGGAAGUAUCCAAGACAAGGCACCCUUCCUCUUCUUGCCCUUAUACUCCUCAUACACAGCAUAGAGAGCCAGCACUCAAGUGGGCCUUUUCUUUUAAUCUCUCUUUUUUUUGCCCUUGGCUGGCCCUCUUCCCUACAUAAAGAAAAAAAUAUAUGGUGUGUGUGUGUGUGGUUGCCUCAUUUUUGCUGUCUUCCUCCUGGAGGAGGGUGUUGGCUUCAUCUAUACAUAGAUAGAUAGUUAAUGUCCCUGCACUUCAGUUUUAAAGAUAUUUUGUAUGCUCUUGUUGAUAUUUUCAGCAGUAGGGUAAUGUGCUGUUGUGUUGCAGACAGGUACUGAGUGCACUUGUCAUUAAGACACAUUCAUGUGUGGAUGCAUUUCUUGUGAGCUGCCAUUUCCAACCAUAUACACACCUUCCAUAAUUGAAUAUCAUCAGAAAUUCUUCAAAUCAAUGAGACCCAUCAAUUUGAUUAGGUUAAGUUACUGAAGUUAUACUCUGUUAGUUUAGUGUUAAAGUUAGUUAUGUGUAAGCUGGCAGAAGUUGUCCUUUACACCUGGAAGCAUUAGAUACAAUAAAUGGAUAGUUUGUU
Portunus trituberculatus (swimming crab) is the source of this 3221-nucleotide messenger RNA. RefSeq names its product 4'-phosphopantetheine phosphatase-like. Lineage: Eukaryota; Metazoa; Arthropoda; Malacostraca; Decapoda; Portunidae. The transcript has 17 exons. Gene Ontology annotation, biological process: coenzyme A biosynthetic process. Gene Ontology annotation, cellular component: cytosol; nucleus. The coding region runs from base 1 to 2034 and encodes 677 amino acids. Gene Ontology annotation, molecular function: ATP binding; pantothenate kinase activity. The record is from RefSeq and is a predicted model, not a curated record.